Messenger RNA from Diprion similis, 1911 nucleotides. RefSeq names its product tubulin monoglutamylase TTLL4-like. Gene Ontology annotation, biological process: microtubule cytoskeleton organization; protein polyglutamylation. The record is from RefSeq and is a predicted model, not a curated record. Lineage: Eukaryota; Metazoa; Arthropoda; Insecta; Hymenoptera; Diprionidae. The transcript has a single exon. Gene Ontology annotation, cellular component: cilium. Gene Ontology annotation, molecular function: tubulin-glutamic acid ligase activity; tubulin binding. Bases 1 to 1911 code for a protein of 636 amino acids.
AUGUUGUACAAAUCACAAUCCAUUUUGAUCGACGAGAACAGAAAAUCGACCGUUCGGCGAUCUAGAUCUGCCCCUGUUAAUCGUCGCACAAGCAUAGAAAAACUUUUCAACAGUUUGGAGAAUGGACUAAGGGAUGUUAGAGACUUCGAGGUAAUCUACGAAAGAAACUAUUCUCGCAGUGAGUCGAAGGUAAUUUGCGCUUCGGCCAGGACGAGCAGGAACCUAAUUCUCGUUCAGCGUCUUACGGAUGAGGACAGUGAUCAGGAUGACGAGUUUUUUUCCAACGCAGAGGCCAGAGAAUGCCAGCAGCCCCUGAUCAUUGGACCCGUAGUUCAAUCAGAGCUAAAAACAGUGGUAGCAGUAGCUGCAAGAAAGAAGUUCCACUUCCCGUUCCGAAAAAGCCUCUUUUCCCACGUGCCACCGUACGUCUUCUUCCACUGCGACAACUGCAGGUGUUCGCCGCUGCCAAAGUCAGUCUCAAGGCACAUGAAGUGGCGGCUGACUCCAUAUACACCGCAGAUCGUCAGGAGAAUCGUGGAGGCUUCCGGGUUCCGCGUGGUUUCCUGCGACCCGAGGGACUCUGACUCGUGGUGCGGUAACUGGGACCACGUGUUCCCGAAGAACUGUGUGCGCCUCCGCUGGUACCAGAAAGUGAACCACUUUCCGGGGACGAACAAACUCGGACACAAAGACCAGCUCUGGGCCAGCAUCAGCGAGAUGAUGAAGAGGUUUGGAAAGCGGCACUUCGGCUUCAUGCCAACGACCUUCGUCCUGCCCCGGGAUAAGCGGCGGCUGAUGGUCGCCUGGAAGCAGAACGACGGAACCAAAUGGAUCAUUAAGCCGCCAAGCUCGGCGCGUGGUGCGGGAGUCCACGUGGUCCACCAGUGGUGGGAAGUGCCGGCGAACUCGUACCUCGUGGUCCAGCGGUACUUGGCCAACCCGAGGCUGAUAGACGGGGCAAAGUUCGACCUGAGGCUCUACGUGCUGGUGACAAGCUUCGACCCCCUGAGAGCGUACCUCUACUCUGACGGCCUGGUCAGGAUAGCGACGACGAAAUACGACCAGGACGCGAAGCACCACAAGAACCGGUUUAUGCACCUGACAAACACCAGCGUGAAUAAGUACAGCAAGGCAUACCAGCUGAGUCCAAACGUGAACACAGCCACUGGCCAUUUGUGGUCGCUAAAAAGUCUGUGGUCACUUCUGGAACGAGAAUCAGUUGACGUCCCGAAGCUGUGGGCAGAGAUGAAGGACAUCGUGGUCAAGACCUUGAUAGCCGCCGACGGUGUAGUUGGUUCUGUUAUCCAGAAGACCUUGACCUCUCGGUACACGUGCUUCGAGCUCUUUGGCUUCGAUAUACUCAUCGAAGAGAACUGUAGGCCCUGGUUACUGGAGGUCAACACAGCGCCGUCCCUUCACACGGACUCUGCCGUCCACAGAGCUGUGAAAGGACCGCUGGUCAGGACACUCUUCAAUGUCGCUGGAUUCCAACUGAACCCUGGAGUCCCGGAAUCAGUCCUGAAGGAGCUGUCCAGUCGUUACGGUCUGGAUGGAUCUGUCUGCCAGAAUUUUCAUCUCAACGACAAAAGUCUCACGCAUCAAGCGACGCGGAAGCAGUUUAACUACAUGUACCGCAAUUCUAGGGACGAGUAUCUCGAUACCAUACUGCAGGACCUCACAUCCGACGAUAUCCGCAACCUGAUUACCUUCGAGGAUGAACUCACCCAGCUGGAGCUGUUCGAAAAGAUAUUCCCGACCAGCCGGAGUCACAAGUACCUAAAGUACUUUUCCAGGCCAAAGUACUACGACAUGCUUCUCGACGCUUGGGAGCACCACUACGGAUCCUGCAGGAAACUCGGUGUCCGCAAGCUGCAGGAUAUGUGCAGGAGCAAGCGUCACCUGAUGCCUUGA